Molecule: messenger RNA, 411 nt
Organism: Hyaloperonospora brassicae
Lineage: Eukaryota; Oomycota; Peronosporomycetes; Peronosporales; Peronosporaceae
Source: the annotation of a GenBank genome assembly
AUGCCGUUCGGGUCAGCAGGAGGUCCAUCUGGUUUUCCACUCAUCCAGAAUUACGCCGACAUGGCAAUGGACGGAUCGCUUACGCCCGUGACGGGUGCAGUCAAGUCGGCUGUUGUUGCACGGACGGGUUCCACAGGCUGUAAGCAUGCAGGACGGCUGGACUCGACACCUCUGGGGAGCAGCGACCGACCGCGCAAAGUGGCGCGCAGCAAGCACUUGACAGCGACAGCAGAUCCGUUGCAGUUUGAAGCAAGUGCCGAGGAACCCGUGUUCCACACGAUCCCGUUUCGGAUCAACGGAUUCGUCGUCCCGCUCGAGGUGGACAUCAAUGCCUUGAAACGAAGUCUGGGACUAGACCUCGCGCCCUCGGACGUGCCUGCGAGCGGUCUUGACCCCACUGCACAUUUAUAA